Messenger RNA from Molossus molossus (Pallas's mastiff bat), 5247 nucleotides. It is a transcript of the gene SLC8A3, whose product is annotated as solute carrier family 8 member A3. Gene Ontology annotation, molecular function: calcium:sodium antiporter activity. NCBI's taxonomy places the organism in Eukaryota, Metazoa, Chordata, Mammalia, Chiroptera, Molossidae. The coding region runs from base 727 to 3510 and encodes 927 amino acids. Gene Ontology annotation, cellular component: postsynapse; axon; sarcolemma. Gene Ontology annotation, biological process: cell communication; calcium ion import across plasma membrane; sodium ion transmembrane transport. The transcript is spliced from 8 exons. The record is from RefSeq and is a predicted model, not a curated record.
CGCUCUCUCCCAGCUGAUAGGGUGACGUUCGGUUUGGAGGCUUGGAGAUUGGCUUUUUGAUUUGGCUUCUUGCUGCAGCUUAGUAGGCAAAGCUCUCGGUUCGCCCAGAAACCAGCCCCUCCGCGCGUCUCCUCCGCGAGCGGCGAGGCCGAGACGUAACCCGCGGUGACGGCGUGCGAGGCGGAGACCCCGCGCUCUCCCUGCCCCGGGAAAGCCCCGGCGACGCGACUGCAAGCGGGGGUCCCUAGGAGCCACCAGUACGUGCUGGGCUGCUCGCCUUCCUGCCCCUCCCGGCAGGGAUCCCCCAGCAGCCGGCGGCCGGGACUCCCGGCCUCUCCUAGUCGGGGAUUUCCAGGGGUCUUCGGGCGGGUUUUCCUUGCUCCUAAAAUCGGCGCCUGGGGACCCCUCCCCACGUGCCCCGCCCUGGCCCCAGCCCUCGCGCUCCAGAUGCGCUGCCCGGCAGCUCCCUGAAAGCCGCGGUCCUCGAGCCCUGGCCAGCGGGCGGCGGCGGCGGACUGACAUGCCCCGGACGCGGCUGCGGCCGGCGGGCAGCCCGCGGGGGCGAUGAGCCGCGGCGGCCGGUGAGGAGCUGGGCGGCGGGGGCAUCGCACACCUUCCUCACCCCUUCAUUUGCCCACUCUGCUCGGGAGACCGAGAGGAAACGGUCUCUGGCCUAUCAGGAGGACCAUUGGUGCUGCAGUGGAAGCCAGUGGCUAAGUCUCGUGUAUGGCGUGGUUACGGUUGCAGCCUCUCACCUCUGCCUUCCUCCAUUUUGGGCUGAUUACUUUUGUGCUUUUCCUGAAUGGUCUUCGGGCAGAGGCUGGUGGCUCAGGGGAUGUGCCCAGCACAGGGCAGAACAAUGAAUCCUGUUCGGGAUCAUCGGACUGCAAGGAGGGUGUCAUCUUACCAAUCUGGUACCCGGAGAACCCUUCCCUUGGGGAUAAGAUUGCCAGGGUCAUUGUCUAUUUUGUGGCCCUGAUAUACAUGUUCCUUGGGGUAUCCAUCAUUGCUGACCGCUUCAUGGCAUCUAUUGAAGUCAUCACUUCUCAAGAGAGAGAGGUGACAAUCAAAAAGCCCAAUGGAGAGACCAGCACAACAACGAUUCGGGUAUGGAACGAAACUGUCUCCAACCUAACCCUUAUGGCCCUGGGUUCCUCUGCUCCUGAGAUCCUCCUCUCUUUAAUUGAGGUGUUUGGUCAUGGGUUCAUUGCUGGUGAUCUGGGACCUUCUACCAUUGUAGGCAGUGCAGCCUUCAACAUGUUCAUCAUCAUCGGCAUCUGCGUCUACGUGAUCCCCGAUGGAGAGACUCGUAAGAUCAAGCACCUACGAGUCUUUUUUGUCACUGCUGCUUGGAGUAUCUUUGCCUACAUCUGGCUCUAUAUGAUCCUGGCAGUCUUCUCUCCUGGUGUGGUUCAGGUUUGGGAAGGCCUUCUUACUCUCUUCUUUUUUCCAGUGUGUGUCCUUCUGGCCUGGGUGGCAGAUAGGCGACUGCUCUUCUACAAAUACAUGCACAAGAAGUACCGCACAGAUAAACACCGGGGAAUUAUCAUAGAGACAGAGGGUACCCACCCCAAGGGCAUUGAGAUGGAUGGGAAAAUGAUGAAUUCCCACUUCCUAGAUGGGAAUCUGGUGCCCCUGGAAGGGAAGGAAGUAGAUGAGUCCCGCAGGGAGAUGAUCCGGAUUCUCAAGGAUCUGAAGCAAAAACACUCAGAGAAGGAUUUAGAUCAGCUGGUAGAGAUGGCCAAUUACUAUGCUCUUUCCCAUCAACAGAAGAGCCGUGCCUUCUACCGGAUUCAAGCCACCCGUAUGAUGAUUGGUGCAGGCAAUAUCCUGAAGAAACACGCUGCAGAGAAAGCCAAGAGGUCCGCCCUCAUGAAUGAGGUGCGCACCGAUGAGCCUGAGGACUUUGUCUCCAAGGUCUUCUUUGACCCAUGCUCUUACCAGUGCCUGGAGAACUGUGGGGCUGUCCUCCUGACUGUGGUGAGGAAAGGUGGGGACAUAUCCAAGACCGUGUAUGUGGACUACAAAACAGAGGAUGGUUCUGCCAACGCAGGGGCUGACUAUGAGUUCACAGAGGGCACCGUGGUUCUGAAGCCAGGAGAGACGCAGAAGGAGUUCUCUGUGGGCAUCAUCGAUGAUGACAUCUUCGAGGAGGAUGAACACUUCUUUGUGAGGUUGAGCAAUGUCCGCGCGGAGGAGGAGCAGCCAGAGGAGGGGAUGCCUCCAACAAUACUGAAUAGUCUUCCCUUGCCUCGGGCUGUCCUGGUGUCCCCUUGUGUGGCCACAGUCACUAUCUUGGAUGAUGACCAUGCAGGCAUCUUCACUUUUGAAUGUGACAGUGUUCGUGUCAGUGAGAGUAUUGGUGUAAUGGAGAUCAAGGUUCUGCGGACAUCAGGUGCCCGGGGCACAGUCAUCGUCCCCUUUAGGACAGUAGAAGGGACAGCCAAGGGUGGUGGUGAGGAUUUUGAAGACAUUUAUGGGGAGUUGGAGUUCAAGAAUAAUGAGACUGUGAAAACCAUAAGGGUUAAAAUAGUAGAUGAGGAGGAAUACGAAAGGCAAGAGAAUUUCUUCAUUGCCCUUGGUGAACCGAAAUGGAUGGAACGUGGAAUAUCAGCGCUCCUGUUGUCACCAGAGAUGACAGACAGGAAGCUGACUGUGGAGGAAGAGGAAGCCAAGAGGAUAGCAGAAAUGGGAAAGCCAGUAUUGGGUGAACACCCCAAAAUAGAGGUCAUCAUUGAAGAGUCCUUUGAGUUCAAGAAAUCGGUGGACAAACUGAUCAAGAAGACAAAUCUGGCCUUGGUUGUGGGGACCCAUUCCUGGAGGGACCAGUUCAUGGAGGCCAUCACCGUAAGUGCAGCAGGGGAUGAGGAUGAGGAUGAGUCGGGCGAGGAGAGGCUGCCGUCCUGCUUCGACUACGUCAUGCACUUCCUGACCGUCUUCUGGAAGGUGCUGUUCGCCUGCGUGCCCCCCACGGAGUACUGCAACGGCUGGGCCUGCUUCGUCGUCUCCAUCCUCAUCAUCGGCAUGCUCACGGCCAUAAUCGGGGACCUGGCCUCCCACUUCGGCUGCACCAUUGGCCUCAAGGACUCCGUCACAGCUGUUGUUUUCGUGGCGUGUGGCACCUCUGUGCCAGACAUGUUUGCCAGCAAAGCUGCUGCCGUCCAGGACGCAUACGCCGACGCCUCCAUUGGCAACGUCACGGGCAGCAACGCGGUCAACGUCUUCCUGGGCAUUGGCCUGGCCUGGUCCGUGGCCGCCAUCUACUGGGCCAUGCAGGGACAGGAGUUCCAAGUGUCCGCAGGCACGCUGGCCUUCUCCGUCACCCUCUUCACCAUCUUCGCGUUCGUCUGCAUCAGCGUGCUCUUGUACCGCCGGCGGCCCCACCUGGGCGGGGAGCUGGGCGGCCCGCGGGGCUGCAAGCUGGCCACGGCGUGGCUCUUUGUGAGCCUGUGGCUCCUCUACAUACUGUUCGCCACGCUGGAGGCCUACUGCUACAUCAAGGGGUUCUGAGCCACAGACCAGGCCUCCAGCGGGGCAGGCCUAGGACUUCUCCGAGAGAAGGGCACUUCCCCACCAGGGACCUCCCCGGGAUGAGCAGCCCUGGAGAGGCAACUUCAAGACCUGAGCCCCGGGAACUUCACCCGACUGACACCCUGGCGGUGAUCUGAAAGGGCAGAGUCUCAAUCAAAAAGAAUGGAGGAAACACCCACUUUACCAAGUAUUUAAUUCAGUGCAAACCAACAACAGCAACAAAUCCACCUCCACCCAUCUCCUCACCCAUGCCCCUGACCUAUAGCCAAGGUCAGAUCCCUUCACCGUCUUCUAGUUCGCCUUCUGAUUAUCCCUGUGCUGCUCCCUUCCUGGGGAGCAGGGUUCCUCCUGUCUGUCCAAUUCGAGGCAACACUGUUCUCUCACUCACCUGGCGGACGUGAAAAUAAGUCUUAGCCACGUGGCUGGUUUGGGGUUGUCUUUUCAUUGUAAUCAUUGUCGUGGUUGCUUUCAUUUCUCCACCGGGUUUUGCUCAUCGUUUGUUCCUUUUGUCUUUUCUUUCUGAUGUUGGUGACAGAGGUGCUGUGAGGGAACCCGAGGUCUGAGCCGAUGGAUGGAGGCGUGCAUUUUCAGACACAUUCUCCCAGUCUCGCUGGGUGACAGCUGUCUCUCGGCUCCAUCGAGGACCUGUCCUCCAUCUCCUUUUUUUCUCUGAAUUCUUAAGUAGACUGAUGACGUGGGGUGGAUGUAAGUGUGCCCACCCACGCAGGGCACUAAAGAACAGGGGUGGGGGCUGGAGCAGGAGGAGCUUUAUCUGCUUAGGUCAAAGUCAUGGUUAAAGAAAGAAGUUGUUGUUCUCUCCCUGCCCAAGCCUUUCAGAUUCUGUCUGGUGGUGCCCAUGUCUGUGUUCAUUCUUCUGCAGGAAGACCUACCAAACAGGAGAUAAGGGACAACAAUAGGAAUGUUAUGUGGCAAAGAGUGCAGCUGGGGGAACGAAGGGGUUUUAGCCUUCUUGAGUAUCUUUGGCUUUAUGUCUGAGGCAGGAGAGAAGGGAUGUCCCACCAGUGAGGUCUUUAAGGGGAAAGAUAUUUAAAAUGUCGUUUUUCUGAGAAAGGUCUGCUUCACUACCCCUCACUGUCUGGUGCACUGUACUGAGAGGUCCGACUAUAUUUCUUGAGGAAAUGCAGAAACUUAAAGGUUUGUAAGAAAACAAGGGACUCCUUUCACCUUUCCUGGACCCCCAGGUCACGCGUGAAAGCAUUUUCACAAGAUGGGAAUGGAAAUUCCUCCUGUCUCCCAUGUUCCUGCUUGUUUUUAACCCCCCUGAAGCUCUUCAUCCAGCCUGUGGGCAGUUUCUCACCCCAGUAGGAGGAAUCUUAGCUGCCAUAACCCCAUGGAGCCCGAGUUUAUAGAAGAAGAGAUCGCCGUGCCCUCUAGACCUUCUCCCAACACAUUUUGAAAAGACCUGGCUUUAAAACACACACACACACACACACACACACACACACACGAGAUCACCAUGAAACUGGCCACAGAUCUUCAGGCUUUCUGCAUUGACAUAAAUACAUUUUUUAAGGGGAAAACAAGAAAUGAAAAACAAAAACACCUGUUUAAUUUUAAACACAUUUUUUUAAGAAAAAGAAAUAACUGAAAAGAAACAGUGCUCAUGUCAUAAGCUAUGUUGACAGUUGCCAGUGGAAAUGUUGGGUUGGUUUAAAAAAAAUAAAUAAAAGCUAUACUUAUAUCUCUCUAAACACA